Cydia amplana is the source of this 501-nucleotide messenger RNA. RefSeq lists its product as uncharacterized. Lineage: Eukaryota; Metazoa; Arthropoda; Insecta; Lepidoptera; Tortricidae. The transcript has 4 exons. The coding region runs from base 1 to 492 and encodes 163 amino acids. The record is from RefSeq and is a predicted model, not a curated record.
AUGAUACUAGUAUCGUCUGCAUACAGAUACGGGGUCCCGCAAGGCAGACAGUCCGGCAAUUCCCCAACAAUACAGCACAUUCGCAAAGCGCGUUCCCUCGCCAGCACGCUCCUGAGCACCCGCGAGUUCAACGAGUCUCUCUUCGGCAUCAGCAAAGACGAUGAUGACGUCAUGAAAAUGAAGCUUUUCCGUCUGAUGUAUGAGUCAGUGAAAGAUAGCGACCUGAAAAUCAAGAGGGCGGAGCUGGUGAAGGCAGAUUACGAAAACUCCACGGGCUUUGAUUUAGGAUAUGUGUUUGGCGACGCGUCAGAUAAGAUGAACGUGAUGAUAGACAUAUCGAAGACCCUCAAGAGGAUGUAUGACGUGUGGAGGCCGGUGGAGCACGUCAAUGCGUACGAGCAGAUCGCCAAUCUGGCUAUAGAGGUGACUCAUCUUGCUGACAUGGUCCGUACGAUUGCCGGGCCGGACAAGACUCCUGGCCGCAACCAUUGAAAUCAAAUA